Syzygium oleosum is the source of this 1969-nucleotide messenger RNA. RefSeq lists its product as uncharacterized. Gene Ontology annotation, molecular function: protein binding. The record is from RefSeq and is a predicted model, not a curated record. The coding region runs from base 177 to 1904 and encodes 575 amino acids. The transcript has 8 exons. NCBI's taxonomy places the organism in Eukaryota, Viridiplantae, Streptophyta, Magnoliopsida, Myrtales, Myrtaceae.
CAGAGUCCGUCCGCCCUCUGUCAGCGAAGGGUGUGCAAAUCACUCGCCUCCGAACCAUCCCAUCUCUCGCUUUCUCAUAAUUUGAAUUCGCAGAACGAGAGAGAGAGAGAGAGAGAGGGAGGGAGAGAGUAGCAUCUGGGUCUUCUUGAUCGACUCCUUUCAACGGAGGAAGAAGAAUGAAGGAAAAGAACAGAGAGGAGGUACCAAUGGAGUUGAAGGCGCAGGUCGAGCGUAUAAAGGAGAUAUUGCCCGAUUGCACCGACCGGGAGAUUUACGAGGCGCUCAAGGUCUGCAAGAUGGAUCCCGACGACGCCGCUCAGAGACUCCUUUCUCAAGUGGAGACGGAGGAAAACAGAGAGGCGGUACCGAUGGAGGGGAAGGAGAAAGUCGAGCGUAUAAAGAAGAUGGUGCCCCGUUUUGCCGAAGAAUUGAUUUGGGAAGUCCUCAAGCAAUGCAACAUGGACUCCAACCUCUCCAUUCAGAGACUCCUUUCUCAAGAGACUGGGAAAAACAGAGAGAGGUCACCGAUGGAGCGGAAUGAGCAAUUCGAGCGUAUAAAGGCGAUGGUGCCCCGUUUCACCAAAGAAGACCGAGAGGGGGUACCGAUGGAGUGGAAGGAGCAAGUUGAGCAUAUAAAGGAGAUGAUGGCCUGUUUCACCGAAGAAAUGAUUUACGAAAUGCUCGAGCAAUGCUACAUUGACUCCGACCUCACCCUGCCGAGACUCCUUUCUCCAGAAACGCCUAGCAAUUCAGGAUCACUGUUGAAUAAUUUUUCAUCACCUCCGAGCAAUGCCAAGUCAUCAAUAGCUUCUCAGUUGCACAGUGUAAGUUUUGACAAAGGGAAGGAAGUUGUUCGCCGCACAGAGGAUGACGCUGCAACUACGUCAAGAAGUAAUGUCCGAGCCUUGCGUGCCAAGGGUCCUUGGAAUUCCCAUGCAGUGCAAGCUGGUUCUAAUCCAAUGGCUCUUGGACAUGAUGUGGCUAGUUCCUCCAGAGACGAUUCGGGAUAUAAUGAGGCUCUUGGAAGUUCUGAGUUUCUGGAAUAUAAAAUCUUCCCACCGCCGACACAACAGUAUGGAAUAUCAUUCACGCUGAGUGAUUUGGUGGCAAAUGCUGAUCAACCGUCAGAACUUCAACGUCUCCUUAGAUUCCCCUUUCUAGACACCUCAUCUGUACCCUCAAGAUCCAGUGCUGCGGGGUCUCAGCACCCACAAACAUCUACGUCAGAGAGUGGACUAUCAGAAGCCACCCCAAGUAAUUUGCUGAGACGUUCCAUUCAAUCUACUCCGAGAAAUGCACUUGAUCUUCCCUCCUCGCGAUUCCAUCAUGCCCACUCUGUAUCUAAUGCACAAUCUUUCACAUCAAGUGCUUCCAUCCAUCAGUCACUAGAGACCCCGAUUCUAGGAAACAAUAUGUCCACUGGCCGUGGAUUUACACGUCCAAACAUAGAACUGAGCUCCAAUGAGCCUCAGUGCCCCCUGCAACAACAUGGUUCCAUGGACGAGGGUGACAAUAUGCAUCAGAACUUUGUAUAUGAUAUGCCAUCUGCUCAACAAGAGGUGCAUCAAGGUCGUAGCUCGUCUCGGGCCAAUGCUGAUGUUUCUGGUCGGGGAAGCUUCCUGGGCGCGGGAAGUACACCUCAUCCAUAUCUGACUAAUUCACCUACACCCUCUGACAUAUCCAGGACCGGCUACGACUCUGCAUUGCACUAUCAGGCUCAGCAUCAGCAGAGAAAUGAUUGUCGCCCUGCAGGAAUGAACUAUAACAACGCUGUAUGGAACCAGCUGCCUGGUUCUGGAGCAAAGUCUGCGCUCCCCGAGAUCCAACAUGGUGGCUUCCCCGGAUGGGCGCCUCUGCCUGCUGAAGCAAAUAAUCAGCGCGGUGAAGGAUCUUCACUGCAAUAAGCUUAUUAAGGCCACCCGAGCUGGUACCUUCCUGAAACGAGCAUCAUGCUAAAUCAUCAGCGGCU